This is a messenger RNA of Drosophila subpulchrella, 956 nucleotides long. RefSeq names its product chymotrypsin-like protease CTRL-1. Gene Ontology annotation, molecular function: serine-type endopeptidase activity. The coding region runs from base 177 to 827 and encodes 216 amino acids. The transcript has 5 exons. Lineage: Eukaryota; Metazoa; Arthropoda; Insecta; Diptera; Drosophilidae. Gene Ontology annotation, biological process: proteolysis. The record is from RefSeq and is a predicted model, not a curated record.
UAUAAUCGCGUACUGAGAACUCAAAUCCGAUCUCGUAAUUCGCGGAAUUCAUAUAUACGACAAUUAACUUGGAAUCCGGACCACUGACCGCUUACAUUACCGAUAAGCUCGACUGUGGGAUGUAUUAAUAAAGGCGUUGGCAAUGUUAUUCCCAGUCAGUUCGUGCUUUAUUAUAGAUGCAAGUAAUGGGAACUGGAGCAGUAAGGCUCCUACUUUUACUGACCCUCGGCUGUGUGAAAGUGCUGGGCCAGCCAUAUUUGCUGGACCCACAGUGCGUAUCAGCUAGAUCUGAGCCAGGACACUAUCGUGUGAUUAAUGGCAGAGCUGCAGACUUACUUUCCAAUCCCUGGAUGGUAAUUAUCAUCGAGCGCGGAAUGAUGAAGUGCGGAGGAUCGCUGAUCGCACCACGAUAUGUAUUGACAGCUGCGCAUUGCAGAAGCGAAACCAAUCGGCAAUUAACAGUGCGCUUGGGGGAGUAUGACGUGAAUCAGCCAUUCGAUUGCACGAAUUAUGGCUGCAUUCCCCGUCCCAAGGAAAUCAAUGUGACAAGAACAUUUGUGCAUGGGCAUUUCAACGAUUUCCACAGUAAUGAUAUUGCUCUUCUCAGACUGGAAACGGCUGUUCAGUACGGAGAGCACAUAAGGCCGAUCUGCAUGGUUAUGGGGGAUUCGAACUGGUCGAGGAAUAUACUGAAGAAUAUAUUGCAGUUCAACACCACAGGCUGGGGUCGCACGGAAGCCCGAACAAAUAGCAGAUGGAUCACACCCACAUAUGUGUGGGGAGCAGCACAAGUUCUACGUGCAGUGGAGAUUCUGGAGGUCCCCUAACGGCCAGGCUGCAAUUCGGGCGCGAGAAAAGGGUCAUCCUCUUCGGAGUGGUCAGCUAUGGGCCAGGUCACUGUUUUGGACCCACUGUCUUCACAAAUGUACUUCCUUAUUCGAGUUGGAUCGAGUGGC